AUGGAGCGGUUGAUAAAGUUCUCUGACGGUACCUUUUCGACUCUCGAACUUGCGCCUCUCCUGUACGUUCCGGCCGAGCAAACCGCGUCGGCGACGCGCACGCUCAAGGACGGCAAGAAGACCAAGAAUAAGAACGCGUUUGAUCGCGCCGAGGUCUGGCUCGAUGAUUACAUGGACAGGAGGAGUCAGGCGGAGUGGAUCGAGCAGAAUCCCGCCCUGCCGAUGGCUCAACAGAUACCGAAGCCGGAGUUUCGGUCCAAGUUUGCGGAUCCGAGCCACAUUGCCGCCAACGGGGAUAUUGUGUCUCUCAUCACGGGAGGCAAGUUCCAGUCCGGGUCGGAGAAGGAGGCUCGGAGGCGGGCCGCGAAGGAGCAGGCCAGGCUGGAAAACGGGAGCGCCGAUGUUCUAUAUCUCAUGAUUGUCAACCUUCCGAAAAAGGAUUCGCUUGAUCCUUCCCCGGGACUCAGAGCCUCGCAAGCCAUAUCCCACAUCCAGGACCUUCUCAUGGCGGUCGUAUUUCACUCGGCCGCUAUGCUAGUUAAUCCUAAGGCCUUCUUCAGAGGAUAA
This is a messenger RNA of Parascedosporium putredinis, 567 nucleotides long. The record is from the annotation of a GenBank genome assembly. Lineage: Eukaryota; Fungi; Ascomycota; Sordariomycetes; Microascales; Microascaceae.